Molecule: messenger RNA, 672 nt
Organism: Knipowitschia caucasica
Lineage: Eukaryota; Metazoa; Chordata; Actinopteri; Gobiiformes; Gobiidae
Source: the annotation of a GenBank genome assembly
AUGUUUGCCUCCUCCUUCCUCUCUCUCUCCUCCUCCUUCCUCUCUCUCUCCUCCUCCUUCCUCUCUCUCAUCCUCCUCUCCUCCUUCCUCUCUCUCUCCUUCUCUCCUCCUCCUUCCUCUCUCUCUCCUCCUCCUUCCUCUCUCUCUCAUCCUCCUCUCCUCCUUCUUCCUCUCUCUCUCAUCCUGUCCUCCUCCUUCCUCUCUCUCUCCUUCUCUCCUCCUCUCCUCCUCCCUCCUCUCUCUCUCAUCCUCCUCUCCUCCUUCCUCUCUCUCUCCUUCUCUCCUUCUCUCCUCCUCUCCUCCUCUCCUCCUCUCCUCCUCCUUCCUCACUCUCUCCUCCUCUCCUCCUCCCUCCUCUCCUCCUCCUUCCUCUCUCUCUCCUCCUCCCCUCCUCCCUCCUCUCCUCCUCCUUCCUCUUUCUCUCCUCCUUCCUCUCUCUCUCAUCUCUCUCCUCCUCCUUCCUCUCUCUCUCAUCCUCCUUCCUCUCUCUCUCCUCCUCCUCUCCUCCUUCCUCUCUCUCAUCCUCCUCUCCUCCUCUCUCUCAUCCUCCUCUCCUCCUUCCUCUCUCUCUCCUUCCUCUCCUUCUCUCCUCCUCUCCUCCUCUCCUCCUCUCCUCCUCCCUCCUCUCUCACCUUCCUCGUCAAAGAACACGCAUGUCAUCCAUUCACCUAA